This is a messenger RNA of Corapipo altera (White-ruffed manakin), 2195 nucleotides long. RefSeq names its product F2R like trypsin receptor 1 (gene F2RL1). Gene Ontology annotation, biological process: positive regulation of Rho protein signal transduction; thrombin-activated receptor signaling pathway; phospholipase C-activating G protein-coupled receptor signaling pathway. Gene Ontology annotation, molecular function: thrombin-activated receptor activity. Lineage: Eukaryota; Metazoa; Chordata; Aves; Passeriformes; Pipridae. Bases 311 to 1474 code for a protein of 387 amino acids. The record is from RefSeq and is a predicted model, not a curated record. Gene Ontology annotation, cellular component: membrane. The transcript has 2 exons.
UGCUCCGCCCCGGCACCGGCCGAGCGGGACGUGAGGCGACGCGUAGCACCAACCGCCUGCCCGCGAGGGCUGCGGGGCACCGCCAUUUUGCGGGGCGGCGAGAGGCCCCACUGGCCAGACCCACCCCCCAUUUCAGGGACAGCCCCGCCACCCUUCGCCGGGGACGGGCCGGGCCCGACCCGACCGGGCCCCGCCCGCCGUCUGGCUGGUCUCAGUCCUGGCCGCGCCUUCCGCCCUUCGCCGCUCAGGUAUCAGGUGAAACUGGUCGGCAGUGCAGGCGAAGCGGUGGUGGCUGGAGCGCGGCGAGAGGAUGGCUGUCCGUCGCGGCUUGUGUCUGCUGCUGGUCUCUGCGAUGCUGGGAGCCGCCGCCGCUGCAGAGAACAGUGGAGCCAGCAGUUCAAAAGGAAGAAGUUUUGCUGGUCAAAAAGUUACAAAUGCAAAUAAUUCUGAAGAGUCAUACAAAGUGGAUGAAUUUGCAGCAGAAGUCCUCAGAGGAAAGCUGACUACAGUUUUUCUUCCCAUUGUCUAUAUCUUUGUCUUUAUAGUUGGUUUGCCAAGCAAUGCUGUGGCCCUCUGGGUCUUUUUUUUCCGAACAAAGAAGAAACAUCCAGCUGUGAUUUAUAUGGUUAACUUGGCAUUGGCAGACCUUCUUUUUAUUGUCUGGUUUCCACUGAAGAUUGCAUACCAUCUGAAUGGCAAUAACUGGCUAUUUGGUGAAGGUCUCUGCAAAGUACUUGUUGGAUUUUUCUAUGGAAAUAUGUACUGUUCCAUUCUCUUUAUUACAUGUCUCGGUGUACAACGGUAUUGCGUUGUAGUGAACCCCAUGGCGCAUUCAAAAAAGAAAGCAGAAAUUGCCUUGGGCGUCUCCAUUGCUAUUUGGGUACUGAUUUUGUUGGGCACCAUUCCAUUGUAUCUCGUUAAUCAGACGGUAUAUAUUUCAAAUCUUAACAUCACUACCUGCCAUGAUGUGUUGCCUUAUAAUGUUUUGGCUCAUGAUAUGUUCAGUUAUUUCCUCUCACUUGCAAUUGGAUUCUUCUUAAUCCCAGCUAUCGUCACUGCUGUCGCAUACAUACUAAUGAUUAAGACUCUGAGUACCUCCGUCAUAGAAGAUGGCAAGAAACGAAUAAGAGCAAUCAAACUCAUUAUUGUUGUCCUGUCCAUGUAUCUCAUCUGUUUUACACCUAGCAAUGUGCUGAUUAUUGUGCACUAUUUGCUCCUCAAAGGCUACGGCCAGAGCUAUAUGUAUGCGUGGUACAUAAUUACGCUGUGUCUUUCCACUUUGAACAGUUGUAUUGACCCAUUCAUCUAUUAUUAUAUUUCAAAAGACUUUAGAGACAACCUUAAAUAUGCUCUUAUUUGCCGAACCGUACGAGCAACACGGAGGAUGCAAGUGUCUCUCUCAUCAGGCAGAUACCCCAAGAAAUCAGAUUCUUACUCUUCAAACCUAAGUAGGACCAAUAAAUCAACCUACUGAGUUUAAUCUUAGAAAAGUGAACUUUUAAUAGUACUGAUGAAAGGAUGUGAGUCACAAUAGAAUUAUUUUGUACAAGAGAGUCUGAAGAAACGUUUCUGCAUUUUAAUUACAUUGAAGACUGGGGAAAAAAAAGGCAUUUCAGAUGCUCUGCGAAAAUGCUGCUGACCUAGAAGUGAAUUGUGGUUGAAGACAUUCUCAUUCAAUAUAAAAGUUUUUAAAAAGCAAAAUGUCUCUGGAAUGUUAUGUAGUGUAUUUCAUUAACAGAUAAAUCUGUUUUGUUUAAUGUAUUAAGCAGCUUUUAAUGUAUUAAGCAGCUGAACAGAUUGUGUUUGUAGGACCUUGCUCUGUGUACCUGCUUACACUGAAAAUCAUUUGAAGCUGUAGAGAGAAGAAAGAAGAGGAGAAUCCAUUUCACCAUCUUGGUGUAGACUGCUUAUUAUCUUUAGUAUAAUGUAAUUUUUAUAUUGUUUUCCAAGUUACAGUGCUGUAAAUACUAACAGUGCAGAACCUUAUAAUGUUACCCUGUUGAGUUGAUGAGCUGAACUGGUUAUCAGCUAGCACUGGGAUAAAAUGUUAGUUGAGAUUAUCCACUGUUACUUAACACUUGCCAGUGCACAAUCUAAAUGGGGAUAUGUAGCAAAAUGUUGAUUAAUAGCAGUUUGAUUUUAUGUAAUAUGUCUUGUAUUUUUUAAGAUAUCUAAAUAAGAUUUUUUAUAACACA